GCUCUCCAACUUCAACCAGCCGUCUCUCAGAAUGAACACCGAGCCUGUUGUCAUCGUCUCUGCUGCGCGGACACCUAUAGGGUCCUUGAACGGGGCUCUGUCCACGGUGCCGCUGCCUGACCUGUGCUCGGUGGUGAUCAAGGACGUUCUGAAGCGAGCUGCGGUGAAACCAGAAGAGGUCUCUGAGGUUAUCAUGGGACAUGUCCUAACAGCAGGUCAGGGGCAGAACCCGGCACGUCAGGCCAGUGUUGGGGCAGGUAUCCCGUACCCGGUCCCGGCCUGGAGUUGCCAGAUGGUGUGUGGCUCUGGGCUGAAGGCUGUGUGUUUGGGAGCUCAGUCCAUCCAGACCGGAGAGUCCGCUGUGGUGGUGGCAGGAGGCAUGGAGAGUAUGAGCAGGGUAGGUUAG
Messenger RNA from Plectropomus leopardus (leopard coralgrouper), 406 nucleotides. The record is from RefSeq and is a predicted model, not a curated record. Lineage: Eukaryota; Metazoa; Chordata; Actinopteri; Perciformes; Serranidae.